Rosa chinensis is the source of this 3815-nucleotide messenger RNA. Its product is annotated as syndetin. Lineage: Eukaryota; Viridiplantae; Streptophyta; Magnoliopsida; Rosales; Rosaceae. Gene Ontology annotation, cellular component: EARP complex. The coding region runs from base 172 to 3537 and encodes 1121 amino acids. The transcript has 25 exons. The record is from RefSeq and is a predicted model, not a curated record. Gene Ontology annotation, molecular function: SNARE binding. Gene Ontology annotation, biological process: endocytic recycling; retrograde transport, endosome to Golgi.
AAACCAAAUUUUAACUGGGGAAAUUUCCACAAUCCCAAGUCGCGGACUCACUUUCUCCUCCGAUCCCAAAACCAAAAAGCGAAGAGAGAGAGAGAGAGAGAGAGAGAGCAGUGAAAUCAGAUCCAAAGACUGAAGCGCAGUUGGUUCCUGAAAUGGGAGGUUGGAAUUGAAAUGCUGCCGAAUCUGUCUCCCUUUGGCAGCAAUUUGGGCAAUCCGUUUUUGUUGAAUGGCGAUUUGAGCAGCGAGGGUGCUCCUGCUCCUAGCGUUUUGUUCUUGGUCCCGUUUCUCUUGUUCCAAGGACGAACCGGAAUGGAUUUGUCCAAGGUCGGCGAGAAAAUUCUCAGCUCCGUCAGGUCUGCCAGAUCACUCGGUCUUCUUCCUCCCGCUUCUGAUCGCCCGGAGGUUCCAGCGCGAGCUGCAGCUGCUGCAGUUGUUGCUCGUGCUAUUGCGGGACUGCCUCCACAUCAAAGAUAUGGCCUCUCUUCAAGCUCUGAAGAAUUGAGCUCAAUUUAUGGGAGCAGACAACAACAUGGUGAAGAAGUGGAGGAGAUAGAGGAAGAAUUCUAUGAAGAGGGUUUUGAUCCAGUUAGACAUAUUUUGGAGCAUAUUCCUUCUGACGAAAAUGAGCUGGCUUAUUUUGAGAGACAGGCAGCUCUUAAAUUAGCACAACUGGAUAGAGUAUCAGAACAUUUAUCCCGAAAUGUUAUGGAACAUCAUGAAGUAAUGGUGAAGGGGAUGCAUUUGGUCAGGGAAUUGGAGAAAGACUUAAAAGUUGCGAAUGUCAUUUGCAUGAAUGGAAGACGGCAUCUUACUUCAUCGAGAAAUGAGGUUUCUAGGGAUCUGAUCGUAAAUUCCUAUUCCAAGAAGAAACAUGCUCUUCUGGACAUGGUUCCAGUUUUGACUGAGCUUCGUCAUGCGUUAGAAAUGCAAUCCGAACUCGAGUCUCUUGUUGAGGAAGGAAAUUACUGUAGGGCCUUUCAAGUACUGUCUGAGUAUCUGCAGCUAUUAGAUAGUUUCUCAGAACUAUCUGCAGUACAAGAGAUGAGCCGUGGAGUUGAGGUUUGGCUGGGACAAACUCUUCAGAAGCUGGAUUCCUUGUUGCUAGGAGUGUGCCAGAAAUUCAAUGAGGAGGGCUAUAUAACUGUGGUUGAUGCGUAUGCUCUAAUUGGGGACAUCUCUGGUCUUGCUGAGAAGAUACAAAGUUACUUUAUGCAGGAAGUUCUCUCAGAAACCCAUUCUAUAUUGAAGACCAUUGUGCAAGAGGAUCAGGAAGUAGACAUGCAAAAUAGUCGACUUACCUACAGUGAUCUAUGCCGUCAGAUACCUGAACCUAAGUUUAGGCAGUGUUUGUUAAAUACACUAGAGAUUCUAUUCAAGUUGAUGUGCUCAUAUCAUGAAAUCAUGGCCUUUCAGCUGGAUGAUAAGGAUUCGGCCGAGAAAACUUCAAGCAUUGAGCCAGAGGAAAGUGACAUCUCUCAAAUUCCAGGAGGCGUUCAGAACAUUUCAACGUCUUUCUCGUCCGCAAAAGCUAAUGGCUCUCUCUCAGAAUGUGUAGAUGUAAUAGCAGGUUCAUCUUCUAUGGAGGAAUCUCAUACCAACUCUUCCACCGAGCCUACGGGAAACACCACUUCCGUGUGUACAACAUCUCAUGAUCUAGUUGAUGAGGCUAGGAUGGAUGGCAGUGCUGCGUCAACAAGUGGGUCUCCUUGGUAUCAACUGCGGAAAGAUGCCACUGCAUUUGUUUCACAAACCCUUCAAAGAGGACGCAAAAAUCUCUGGCAUCUCACAACUACUCGUGUAUCAGUCUUGCUUUCUUCUGCUUCUGUAUCUUCUGCCAGCAUUCACCAGUUCUUGAAAAAUUAUGAAGAUCUGAGUGCCUUCAUCUUGGCUGGGGAAGCAUUUUGCGGAAUUGAAGCAGCUGACUUCAGGCAGAAGUUGAAGGCAGUUUGUGAAAGUUACUUUUUAGCUUUUCAUCGGCAGAAUAUCUUUGCGCUCAAAAUGGUCCUGGAAAGAGAACUUUGGUUAAUCAUGCCACCUGAUACGGUACAAGAAAUUACCUUUCCUGGGCUUGUUGGUGAUGGAGCACCUUUAAUUAUUCCAUCUAAUAGUAAGUCCAGGGUGCUACUUUCUGAUAAGUCUGCUAGAUUGGUUGAUACUGGUGUCAAGAAGAGUGGUUUUUCUAUUUGGAUAAAAAAUGGAAACCCUUUUGCGUUAAAACUGCCACACUCUUCCAAAGAAGGUCCGAAAGGGAAUGGUACAACUUCUGGUGAAUUUGAUGGAAAUUUUAGUGAAGGUGACAAGGUCUCUCCACGAAAGAGUGAUGCCAAUCAUUCGAAUGGUGCUAAUUCUGUUUCGGAAGACGAAAAUGAGGACCUUCUUGCAGACUUUAUUGAUGAGGAUAGUCAACUCCCCAGUCGAAUUUCAAAACCGAAACACCCGAGAAGCCAAUCUUCACACUGGAAUGCUGGAGAGCUAAUAGCCCAAACAGGAUCGUCUAUUUGCCUUCUAAGGUCAAUGGAUAAAUAUGCCAGGCUAAUGCAGAAAUUAGAUAUAGUCAAUGUGGAGUUCUUCAAGGGGAUAUGCCAGUUGUUUGAGGUAUUCUUUCAUUUUGUAUUUGAAACAUUUGCUCAGCAAAAUAGCAACUCUGGUGGAAAAGGCUCAUCUGACCCGAUUAAUUAUCGCCUGAAGACAGCAUUGUCCAGAAUACAACAAAAUUGUGACCAGUGGAUGAAGCCCUCAUCAUCAUCUUCCCCCGCAUCUUUGAAUUCACCAUUUACACAUGCAGAUAUCACACCUAUGAGUCCUUCCAGUACAAAUUUUGGUAGCACACCUGGAACGUCUUUUGGUCUCAAGGAAAGAUGUGCUGGUGCUGAUACUCUCUCUCUCGUUGCUCGAAUAUUGCAUAGAUCCAAGGCUCAUCUCCAGACAAUGCUUUUUCAGAAAAAUGCUGCUGUAGUUGAUGAUUUCUAUGUGAAUUUGGUGGAUGCUGUACCAGAUCUUAUAGAGCAAAUUCAUAGGACAACUGCAAGAUUGCUCCUCCAUAUUAACGGGUAUGUUGAUCGGAUUGCCAAUGCAAAAUGGGAAGUCAAAGAACUUGGACUCGAACAUAAUGGGUAUGUUGAUUUGUUGUUGGGAGAAUUUAAGCACUACAAAACAAGGCUUGCUCAUGGGGGAAUCCGCAAGGAGGUUCAAGAUCGCCUCUUAGAUUAUGGACUGGAAAUUGUUGCCCAUACUCUUGUAGAAGGUCUAUCACGUGUCAAGAGGUGUACUGAUGAAGGGAGGGCUCUCAUGUCAUUGGAUCUUCAGGUUUUGAUCAAUGGGUUACAACAUUUUGUCUCCAUGAAUGUUAAGCCUCAUUUGCAAAUAGUUGAGGGCUUCAUUAAGGCAUACUAUCUUCCUGAAACUGAAUAUGUGCACUGGGCACGCGCACACCCUGAGUAUACAAAAAAUCAAAUUGUUGGGUUGAUCAAUCUGGUUGCCACAAUGAAAGGUUGGAAGAGAAAAACUAGGUUGGAAGUACUAGAAAAGAUCGAAUGAACAUGUAAGUUCGAAUAACUCUGGUAGGUUUCAAUCAUAUAGAACCUCACAUGUUGCUGUUCACUUUUGAUUUUUUAUAUGAAUGUAUAUUUGUUCCUGUUUUGAUUUUUCUGUACUGUAAUGUAUUUGUUGAUUCAGGUUGUAUAUCUUGUCAUCCCUAACUUUGUAACAUACAAUCACCCUUGGUAGGAAAAAUUCAAUGUAAUUUUGGAACACAUAAGGCUUAUGAUGAUAUACAAGUGGAAGAAACUAUUGGAAUCAUGAUGAUUUUCAUGCAA